Molecule: messenger RNA, 1308 nt
Organism: Biomphalaria glabrata
Lineage: Eukaryota; Metazoa; Mollusca; Gastropoda; Planorbidae
Product: dentin sialophosphoprotein-like
Exons: 7
Coding region: 1-1308 (435 amino acids)
Source: RefSeq, a predicted model, not a curated record
AUGAGGCGAUGCAGAGGAGUGUGUCAGCCUAGUGCAUCUAAAGGAGAUGCUGAUUCAAGCGAUGCAGAGGAGUGUCAGCCUAGUGCAUCUAAAGGAGAUGCUGAUUCAAGCGAUGCAGAGGAGUGUGUCAGCCUAGUGCAUCUAAAGGAGAUGCUGAUUCAAGCGAUGCAGAGGAGUGUCAGCCUAGUGCAUCUAAAGGAGAUGCUGAUUCAAGCGAUGCAGAGGAGUCGAUGCAGAGGAGUGUGUCAGCCUAGUGCAUCUAAAGGAGAUGCUGAUUCAAGCGAUGCAGAGGAGUGUCAGCCUAGUGCAUCUAAAGGAGAUGCUGAUUCAAGCGAUGCAGAGGAGUGUCAGCCUAGUGCAUCUAAAGGAGAUGCUGAUUCAAGCGAUGCAGAGGAGUGUCGAUGCAGAGGAGUGUGUCAGCCUAGUGUAUCUAAAGGAGAUGCUGAUUCAAGCGAUGCAGAGGAGUGUCAGCCUAGUGCAUCUAAAGGAGAUGCUGAUUCAAGCGAUGCAGAGGAGUGUCAGCCUAGUGCAUCUAAAGGAGAUGCUGAUUCAAGCGAUGCAGAGGAGUGUCAGCCUAGUGCAUCUAAAGGAGAUGCUGAUUCAAGCGAUGCAGAGGAGUGUGUCAGCCUAGUGCAUCUAAAGGAGAUGCUGAUUCAAGCGAUGCAGAGGAGUCGAUGCAGAGGAGUGUGUCAGCCUAGUGCAUCUAAAGGAGAUGCUGAUUCAAGCGAUGCAGAGGAGUGUCAGCCUAGUGCAUCUAAAGGAGAUGCUGAUUCAAGCGAUGCAGAGGAGUGUGUCAGCCUAGAGCAUCUAAAGGAGAUGCUGAUUCAAGCGAUGCAGAGGAGUCGAUGCAGAGGAGUGUGUCAGCCUAGUGCAUCUAAAGGAGAUGCUGAUUCAAGCGAUGCAGAGGAGUGUCAGCCUAGUGCAUCUAAAGGAGAUGCUGAUUCAAGCGAUGCAGAGGAGUGUCGAUGCAGAGGAGUGUGUCAGCCUAGUGCAUCUAAAGGAGAUGCUGAUUCAAGCGAUGCAGAGGAGUGUCAGCCUAGUGCAUCUAAAGGAGAUGCUGAUUCAAGCGAUGCAGAGGAGUGUCAGCCUAGUGCAUCUAAAGGAGAUGCUGAUUCAAGCGAUGCAGAGGAGUGUCAGCCUAGUGCAUCUAAAGGAGAUGCUGAUUCAAGCGAUGCAGAGGAGUGUCAGCCUAGUGCAUCCAAAGGAGAUGCUGAUUCAAGCGAUGCAGAGGAGUGUCAGCCUAGUGCAUCCAAAGGAGAUGCUGAUUCAAGCGAUGCAGAGGAGUGUCAGCCUAGUGCAUCCAAAUGA